AUGUGCAAAGCUCUAGUGGCCACCCUCACAGGUCCAGCCCUAACUAGGUAUUCCUCUCUACCUCCAUGCUCAAUAGCGUCGUGGGAGCAGUUGAAAACUCAGUUCUAUGCACAGUUCACAACAAGUCAAAAGCAUAGGAAGACAUCGACCAGCCUCAUGCAGGUACGACAAAGGAAAGUCGAAUCUCUAAGGGGCUACCUGGCGAGAUUCAACAAACAGGCACUACAGGUCAGAAGCCUGAACCAGUCCAUGGUUGUCACCGCUAUUCAACACGGCCUCCGCCCAUCACCAUUCAAUUUCUCCAUCUCCAAAAACCCUCUGCAAACCUUGGAUGCGCUGAUGAGCCAUGCGCAGAAGAACAUCAACACAGAAGAGGCACAAACACAGCUGCGAGACGAGGAAGAGAGGCCCGACAAGAAGAGGAGAGAUACUGAGGAGCGGAAGUCAAAAUGA
Messenger RNA from Nelumbo nucifera (sacred lotus), 453 nucleotides. RefSeq lists its product as uncharacterized. The record is from RefSeq and is a predicted model, not a curated record. Lineage: Eukaryota; Viridiplantae; Streptophyta; Magnoliopsida; Proteales; Nelumbonaceae.